AUGUCACCGCAUCACAUCUUUCCUGUGCAGACACCAGACUAUCUACUUUCCUUCCAAUUUUCAUCAUGGUAUCCAUUAUUUUCCUCCAUCAGCAUCAAAAGCACUGUCAUCCGUCCCUUGGAUCAACCAUUCAAGGAAUACCUCAACUCGGAUGGCAUUUUCGUACCAGAAGGCUCGGAAAACCCUCCCGCAGAAAGCUCUCUUUCGGAUCAAGAAGAAGACGAGGAGGAGGAGGAGGAGGAGGAGGAGGAGGAGGAGGAGGAUGAGGAUGAGGAUGAGGAUGAGGAUGACACCGCAGUCGGACGAUCCUUCUCGUUCCCCAAUCUAGAUGAGCGGAUAAGACAAGUUAUCAAAGAAUACGGCGCGAUCUUCCCCAAGCUCAAUUUUUCUUCACCAAAAGACGCAUCAUGGGUGCUACCACCAUCCUCGCCUCUCAAAUGCACAUCUCCAUCGGACGUCUACAUUCUAUUAAAAUCCUCGGACUUUGUAUCGCACGAUCUGAGUAUAGAUACGGUAUUUGAGGGAUGUCAAUACGAUCCCUCGAAUCCACCAUCGUAUCAACUUGAGCUUGUCUUGCGGAAAUGGUAUCCUAUAGAUAGGAGCCGCGAGUUCAGGUGUUUCGUCCGUGAAGGCUGUUUCAUAGUCACGACUACGCUCGUGCAGGGAUAUCACAAGCGCGAUACAAAUUUCUACGACUUCAUGAACGAGUCCCAAACACAAAACAAGAUCGCAGAGACGCUUCAGCGUUUCUGGAAGGAAAAGAUCAAGUCUAAAUGGCAUGGGCAGCAAGAUUACAUCUUUGAUGUAUUGAUGACGCGUGAUCUGUCUCGGGGGCAUGUCCUAGACUUCAACCCAUACGCACCCCGGACGGAUCCCCUCCUAUUCACGUACGAAGAACUCUCGUCAGUCUUCACGCAUGGGUUGAGCGCACCCGAACUCCGUAUCAUCGACUCACCUUUACAUCCGGUCGCAUCGCGUAACGCACCAGCUCACCAACACAACAUGUUGCCAGUCGAAGCUCUCGCGCUGAGUAACGGUCGGGAUAUCAACGACUUCUCAGAUUUGUGGAAGAAAGAGAUUCAGCAGUCCAUGAAUGAUGACGAUUAA
Messenger RNA from Suillus subaureus, 1107 nucleotides. Its product is annotated as D123-domain-containing protein. Gene Ontology annotation, cellular component: cytoplasm. Bases 1 to 1107 code for a protein of 368 amino acids. The record is from RefSeq and is a predicted model, not a curated record. The transcript is spliced from 5 exons. Lineage: Eukaryota; Fungi; Basidiomycota; Agaricomycetes; Boletales; Suillaceae.